Zingiber officinale is the source of this 1074-nucleotide messenger RNA. RefSeq lists its product as uncharacterized. The transcript has 2 exons. NCBI's taxonomy places the organism in Eukaryota, Viridiplantae, Streptophyta, Magnoliopsida, Zingiberales, Zingiberaceae. The record is from RefSeq and is a predicted model, not a curated record. Gene Ontology annotation, molecular function: protein dimerization activity. The coding region runs from base 1 to 1074 and encodes 357 amino acids.
AUGGUAGCUAUUGGUGAACCUGAUACUGGUAGAGGAUGUAAUCAAAUUGGAAAUUUACUACGACCUGGAAAGACUCGCUGGAGUUCUAAUUUUGACUCAAUUUGUAACAUGAUUGAUAUGUAUAGUUCUGUGAUUACCGUAUUAGAAAAUAUGGUGUAUGAUGGGUCCUCUAACUCCAUCCGUGGUGAAGCUAGUGGUUUGCUGAUAGCGAUGAAUUCUUUUGAUUUCAUAUUCAUAUUACAUUUGAUGCAAAUGAUAAUGGGGUUAACAAAUCUGCUUUGUCGAGCAUUGCAAGAGAAAUCUUUAGAUAUUUUAAAUGCAAUGGACUAUGUUUCAACUACUAAAACUUUGCUUCAGACUUUGAGAGAAGAAGGAUUUGCUAUUCUACUUACUUAUGUGAAAGAAGUUUGUGCCAAGUAUGACAUUGAGAUACCUCAAAUGGAAGCUCGUUAUAAAUCUGCUACAGGUCGUUCUUGUCAACAAAAUGAUUCAAUCACAGUUGAGCAUCACUAUCGAUUUGAUGUAUUUACUGCUGCAAUAGAUUUUCAAGUUGAAGAGCUUAAUAGUAGAUUCAAGAAUGAGGCAGUGGAACUUCUUAAGCUUAGUUGUGCUUUGGAACCUAAAGAAAACUUUAAGCUUUUUAAUGUUGAUCACAUCUAUCGACUUGCUGAGAAAUUCUAUCCUCUUGAUUUUGAUACACAAGAUUUACACCACUUGAGAAUGCAAUUGGAGCACUAUAAGAUUGAUAUUGUUGGCCAUGAAAGAUUUCAGAAUUUAUCAACUAUUUCUGAAUUAUGUCGAAGAUUAAUUGAAACAAACAAAUCAGGAAGUUACAAUUUGAUUGACAGGUUGAUUCGUCUUGUUUUAACUCUUCCCGUCUCUACAGCAACAACGGAACGAGCAUUUUCAGCUAUGAAACUUGUUAAAACAGCUCUUCGUAACAAGAUGGAAGAAGAGUUUUUAACAGAUUCUAUGGUCAUCUAUAUUGAACGGGAGUUAGCGGAAACUAUUGAUAAUGAUAUAAUAAUUAAUGAGUUUGAUUCUAAGAAAAAUCGAAGAGCACAACUUCAAUAA